AUGGCGCCUUCACUCUCGUUUCUAUACCUCUCGUCACUCGUUUUGACCUAUCUGACACCGCUCGUUGUCGGCGCACCCUGGAUCGUCACUGAGUAUUUCCAGGCAGCCCCCGUGAGGGAAUACGCCUAUGACUACUCCAAAGGAGCCUAUUCAUACACCACAUCCACCACCUACGAGGAAAUCAUUCCGACCGCGACCUCGCUACCGGAGGCGAUCCAGACCAACACCGUCAUUGAAACUGACCCCUACUAUGCCGGCGAAGCCACCAUCAUCGAGAAGCUCUACCCCUCCGGCGCGGCAGGCACACCGGUGCCGUACAGCGCCUACGAUGGCUACGGUGGCGUUUACGACCAGUACUACACCUCCAUCAUCUUCUUGGUCAACCUGACCUACUCGGCACCCACGGCCUGCUCCACGCAAUUCACGACCACGACGGCCGUGACCGUCACGCCUCCCGCCGACGCCACCUUUCAGCGCCUGCUCCCGACGACCGCGGCCUCGACCUCGUACAGCGUGUACAAUGGGCAGGCCUUCCAGUCAUCCACCUACAUGUACAAGUACAUCUGGGUCGAGCCAACCCAAGUACCCAGCUCGUCGCUGAACAGGCUGAGCGACGAGUACUACCCGGCGACGCUGUACAGCGGCAAGGACUGCGAAUACGAGAGCCAUGGGUACGAGUACGCAAGCAACCCCUACGACGAUAAUUACUACGACUACGGGAUGGGGAUUUCCCCCCUCGCCAUCCUGCUCAUUGUUGUACUAGGCUGGAUCGGGCUGUGGUUCCUGCUCGGCAUCGUGGAAGCCUGGUUCCGAUUCCGACGCCUGAUGACGGGCUGGCAGACGCGGCGCGGAAUGCCAGUGUGCUGGGCGCUAACAAUCAUGCCGCUGACGCUAUUCUGUCUCUGUUGCUUCCGCAAGGGCUACCGCGCGCGCACGGCGCACGACUCGGCUGUUUUGCAGAGCCGGUGGAAAAAGAUGAGCGCGUGGCGCAAGCUUGUGCUCUUCUUGAAAUGGGGCUUCAGAUAUAAGUACCCCACCGUCCUGGGCCCGGCGCCUGAGCGCGUCAUGCCUAGUAAGCGGCCUGGCAAGCACCCUGGUUCGUCUAUGGGUCCACCUUUGCUCUUCUCGACGCCGCCACAGACCGCGGCAUACCCGCCGGUAUCGCCUGUGGUCUCCUUGAACCGGGAGGCUGGUGCUGCCGCUGCGGGGCCGCAGAUGAGCCAGGUCCAUGCAGUCCACCCGCAGCCUGUUCCUGAAGCGUCGGGUGCGCUACACAACGAGCAUGAGCCCAGCCAUGGUCCAGAUCAGACCGAGGCCGAGACUCAGGCUGAGGCUCGACAUGAAAACCACAACCAGGAUGUGGAGAUUGGACGGGCGCAAUGA
Messenger RNA from Penicillium canariense, 1383 nucleotides. RefSeq lists its product as uncharacterized. NCBI's taxonomy places the organism in Eukaryota, Fungi, Ascomycota, Eurotiomycetes, Eurotiales, Aspergillaceae. Bases 1 to 1383 code for a protein of 460 amino acids. The record is from RefSeq and is a predicted model, not a curated record. The transcript has a single exon.